Molecule: messenger RNA, 8297 nt
Organism: Chanos chanos (milkfish)
Lineage: Eukaryota; Metazoa; Chordata; Actinopteri; Gonorynchiformes; Chanidae
Gene: itpr1b
Product: inositol 1,4,5-trisphosphate receptor, type 1b
Exons: 57
Coding region: 1-8151 (2716 amino acids)
Biological process (GO): calcium ion transmembrane transport
Cellular component (GO): membrane; endoplasmic reticulum
Molecular function (GO): inositol 1,4,5 trisphosphate binding; inositol 1,4,5-trisphosphate-gated calcium channel activity
Source: RefSeq, a predicted model, not a curated record
AUGUCGGACAAAAUGUCUAGUUUCCUCCAUAUCGGGGACAUAUGUUCCCUGUACGCAGAGGGAUCAACUAACGGAUUUAUAAGCACUUUAGGCCUGGUGGAUGACCGCUGUGUCGUGCAGCCGGAUACUGGGGACCUCAAUAACCCUCCCAAGAAGUUUAGAGACUGUCUGUUCAAGCUGUGUCCUAUGAAUAGAUACUCAGCUCAGAAGCAGUUCUGGAAAGCAGCUAAACCUGGAGGGAAUAGCACAACAGAUACAGUUCUCCUCAACAAACUGCAUCACGCUGCUGAUCUGGAAAAGAAACAGAAUGAGUCAGAAAACCGAAAGCUGCUUGGAACGGUCAUCCAAUACGGGAACGUCAUCCAGCUGUUGCACUUGAAAAGCAAUAAGUACCUGACUGUGAAUAAGCGUCUACCUGCUCUGCUGGAGAAGAAUGCCAUGCGUGUAACGUUGGAUUCGGCUGGGAACGAGGGCUCCUGGUUCUACAUACAACCUUUCUACAAGCUCCGCUCCAUAGGAGACAGUGUGGUGAUCGGGGACAAGGUGGUCUUGAACCCUGUUAAUGCAGGUCAGCCGCUUCAUGCUAGCAGCCAUCAGCUGGUGGAUAACCCUGGAUGCAACGAGGUGAACUCCGUGAACUGCAACACCAGUUGGAAAAUAGUUCUGUUUAUGAAAUGGAGUGACAACAAGGAAGCCAUACUGAAAGGGGGAGACGUAGUCAGGUUGUUCCAUGCCGAACAAGAGAAAUUUCUGACCUGUGACGAGCACAAAAAGAAACAGUACGUCUUCCUCCGGACCACGGGACGUCAGUCCGCCACCUCUGCCACCAGUAGCAAAGCAUUGUGGGAAGUGGAGGUGGUUCAACAUGACCCUUGUAGAGGAGGCGCAGGCUACUGGAACAGCCUGUUCAGGUUUAAGCAUCUGGCUACUGGCCAUUACCUGGCGGCUGAGGUCAACCCAGACUACGAAGAAGAAUGCCAAGAAUCUCGUUCCUCACUGGAUUUAGAGCACGAGGCCUUACGUGCACGACUACGUGCCCCCAAUGAGAAAGUCAUGUACACCCUCGUUUCGGUUCCUGAUGGCAACGACAUCUCCUCCAUCUUCGAAUUGGACCCUACCACUCUCAGAGGGGGAGACUCUCUUGUGCCCAGGAACUCCUAUGUGAGACUUAGGCAUCUGUGUACCAACACAUGGGUCCACAGUACCAACAACCCCAUCGACAAGGAGGAAGAAAAACCAGUCAUGCUUAGGAUUGGCACAUCUGCAGUCAAAGAAGAUAAAGAGGCCUUUGCCAUAGUGCCAGUCCCUCCAGCAGAAGUGCGAGACUUAGACUUUGCCAACGACGCCAGUAAAGUAUUGGCCUCCAUUGCAGGCAAAUUGGAGAAGGGCACCAUUACCCAGAAUGAGAGGAGAUUUGUCACCAAGCUGCUGGAGGAUCUAGUGUUCUUCGUGGUAGACAUCCCUAAUAGUGGUCAGGAUGUGUUGGAGAUUAUGGUCAACAAACCAAAUCGUGAGAGGCAGAAACUGAUGAGGGAACAGAACAUCCUCAAACAGAUUUUCAAGCUGCUGCAGGCACCUUUCACUGACAGUGGCGACGGUCCCAUGUUGCGAUUGGAGGAGCUGGGCGAUCAGAGACACGCCCCCUUCAGGCACAUCUGCAGACUGUGCUAUCGAGUGUUGCGCCACUCUCAACAGGACUACAGGAAGAACCAGGAAUACAUAGCCAAGCAGUUUCGCUUUAUGCAGAAACAGAUUGGGUAUGACGUCCUCGCAGAGGACACCAUCACUGCCCUUCUGCACAACAAUCGAAAGCUCUUAGAGAAGCACAUCACUGCCGCUGAGAUUGACACCUUCGUCAGCCUCGUGAGGAAGAAUCGGGAACCCAGGUUUCUGGAUUAUCUGUCAGAUCUGUGUGUGUCUAUGAAUAAGUCCAUUCCUGUGACACAGGAGCUCAUUUGUAAUGCUGUGCUGGACCCCGCCAAUGCUGACAUCCUAAUAGAAACAAAGCUAGUGCUGUCACGCUUUGAGAUUGAAGCAGUGACCAUUGGAGAGGCUCCCGUGGAGUCUGAAGAGGAUGAGGAGGAGGUGUGGCUCUUCUGGAAGGACAGCUGCAAGGAGAUCCGCAGCAAGAGCAUCCGCGAGCUGGCCCAGGAUGCCAAAGAGGGCCAGAAGGAGGACCAAGAGGUCAUUAGCUACUACAGGUAUCAGCUGAAUCUGUUUGCCCGGAUGUGUCUGGACCGGCAGUACCUGGCCAUCAAUAAGAUCUCGGGACAGUUGGAUGUGGACCUUAUCUUGCGCUGCAUGUCAGACGAGGACCUGCCUUAUGACCUCAGAGCCUCCUUCUGCCGUCUGAUGCUCCACAUGCACGUGGACCGUGACCCCCAGGAGCAGGUCACGCCAGUGAAGUAUGCCCGACUGUGGUCUGAGAUCCCCUCCAAGAUUGCUAUAGAUGACUAUGACAGUGAUGGCACGACUAGAGACGAGAUUAAAGAACGCUUUGCUCUCACUAUGGACUUUGUGGAGAACUACUUGAGAGAUGUGGUCUCCCAAAAUGUGCCCUUCUCUGAUAAAGAGAAAAACAAACUCACCUUUGAGGUUGUGAACUUGGCAAGAAAUCUCAUUUACUUUGGGUUCUACAACUUUAAUGACUUAUUGCGGUUGACUAAGAUCCUUUUGGCCAUUUUGGACUGUGUUCAUGUCAGUACCAUAUAUCCUAUCAACAAAAUGGAGAAGGGUGAUGAGAGCAAAGGGAGCAAUGUCAUGAGGUCGAUCCAUGGUGUGGGGGAGCUGAUGACGCAGGUGGUUUUGAGGGGAGGUGGGUUUCUACCCACAACCCCUACUAGCCCCCCAGAUGGAGAUGUGGUCAAAACCCAGACUGAACCUGAGAAAGAGGAUAUCCUUGUGAUGGACACAAAACUCAAGAUCAUUGAGAUCCUUCAGUUUAUCCUAAACGUCAGGCUGGACUACAGGAUCUCCUGCCUUUUGUGCAUCUUCAAGAAGGAGUUUGACGAAAGCAACACUCAGACCGACAUACCUUCGACCAAUCAGGAUGGGCUUAAUAACAUACCAGGAGCUCUGGACUUUGAGAAAAUUGAGGAGCAGGCUGAAGGAAUUUUUGGUGGCAGUGAGGAGAACACACCCUUGGACUUGGAUGACCAUGGAGGGAGAACCUUUUUGAGGGUUCUUCUCCACCUCACCAUGCAUGACUACCCUCCUCUGGUUUCUGGAGCUCUUCACUUGCUCUUCAGGCAUUUUAGCCAAAGACAGGAAGUUCUGAUGGCAUUCAAACAGGUCCAGCUCUUGGUGACCAGCCAAGAUGUAGACAAUUACAAACAGAUCAAGUCUGACCUGGACCAGCUGCGCUCCAUUGUGGAGAAGUCGGAGCUAUGGGUGUACAAACGGCAAGGGGACGAGGGAAUGGAUGGAGGAGAUGGUUUGCCUUCAGAGUCGGAUCACAAGAAAAAGGGCGAUUCAAGUUCUUCUGAGAAAAAGAAGCCCGAGAGCACCAGCAGUUACAAUUACAGGGUCGUUAAGGAGAUCCUGCUGCGGCUCAGUAAACUGUGUGUCCAAGAGGGAGCGUCGGGUAAGAAGAGCAGGAAACAGCAACAGCGUCUGCUCAGAAACAUGGGGGCUCAUACUGUGGUCCUGGAGCUGCUACAGAUUCCUUAUGAGAAGGGGGAAGAUGUUCGCAUGCAGGAGAUCAUGAAAUUAGCCCAUGAGUUUCUCCAGAACUUCUGUGCAGGGAACCAACAGAACCAGGCCCUUCUCCACAAGCACAUCAACCUCUUUCUCAACCCAGGGAUUCUGGAGGCCAUCACCAUGCAACACAUUUUCAUGAAUAACUUCCAGCUGUGCAGUGAGAUCAACGAGAGGGUGGUUCAACACUUUGUCCACUGUAUCGAGACGCACGGCCGUCACGUUCAAUACCUGAAGUUCCUUCAGACCAUCGUCAAGGCUGAGAACAAGUUCAUCAAGAAGUGCCAGGAUAUUGUCAUGGCAGAGUUGGUGAAUUCUGGGGAGGAUGUGCUGGUCUUCUACAAUGACAGGGCUUCCUUCCAAACACUGGUGCAAAUGAUGCGAUCGGAGAGGGACCGUAUGGAUGAAAACAGCCAGCUGAUGUACCACAUCCACCUGGUGGAGCUGCUAGCUGUUUGCACUGAGGGCAAGAACGUAUACACUGAGAUCAAGUGUAACUCACUCCUACCACUGGAUGAUAUUGUUCGCGUGGUCACACAUGAAGACUGCAUCCCUGAGGUGAAAAUUGCCUACAUUAACUUUCUGAACCAUUGUUACGUGGACACCGAGGUUGAGAUGAAGGAGAUCUACACUAGCAAUCACAUGUGGAAACUCUUUGAGAACUUCCUGGUUGAUAUAUGCAGGGUGUGCAACAACACAAGUGACCGCAAACAUGCCGACACCACGUUGGAACGUUACGUGACAGAGACCGUCAUGAGCAUAGUCACUACAUUCUUCAGUUCACCCUUCUCAGACCAAAGCACCAGUCUGCAGACGCGUCAGCCAGUGUUUGUCCAGCUCCUGCAGGGGGUCUUCAGAGUCUAUCACUGUAAUUGGCUCCUGCCUGCCCAGAAGGCCUCAGUGGAGAGCUGUAUCAAAGUGCUCUCUGACGUGGCCAAGAGCAGAGCCAUUGCCAUCCCAGUGGAUCUGGACAGUCAAGUAAACAACCUCUUCGUCAAGUCCAAUACCGUAGUUCAGAAGACCAUCAUGAACUGGAGACUGUCCGCCCGUAACGCGUCAAGACGAGAUUCUACGCUGACAACCUCUAAAGACUAUAGGAACAUCAUAGAGAGGCUACAGGACAUUGUGUCUGCUCUGGAGGAUCGCUUACGGCCGUUAGUGCAGGCUGAACUCUCAGUCCUGGUGGACGUGCUUCACCGUCCUGAAUUGCUCUUUCCUGAGAACACAGACGCACGAAGGAAGUGUGAGAGUGGAGGCUUCAUUUCCAAGUUGAUUAAGCACACUAAACAGCUGUUGGAGGAGAAUGAGGAGCGUUUGUGUAUUAAAGUGCUUCAGACACUCAGAGAAAUGAUGACCAAAGACCGUGGCUAUGGGGAGAAGGGUGAAGCUCUGAGACAGAUUCUGGUGAACCGUUACUAUGGCAACUUUAAGCCCAGUGGCCGAAGAGACAGCCUCACGAGCUUCAGCAAUGGCCCCCUCAGCCCUGGAGGUCAGGCCAAAACUCCAACAGGUGGGGGGUCAACCCCGGUGGGCAGUCGAGGGGAGAUGACCCUGGCAGAAGUGCAAUGCCACCUGGAUAAGGAAGGAGCGUCGGAUCUCGUCAUUGACCUCAUAAUGAACGCCACGAGUGACCGCAUCUUCCAGGAGAGCAUCCUAUUGGCUAUCGCCUUGCUGGAGGGCGGGAACCCCGUCAUUCAGCGUUCGUUCUUCUGUCGACUGACCGGCGAUAAUAAAUCGGAGAAGUUCUUCAAAGUGUUUUAUGAGAGGAUGAAACUGGCCCAGCAGGAGAUCAAGGCCACGGUGACAGUGAACACCAGCGACCUGGGCAGUAAGAGAAAAGAUGAAGAACCCUCAGAGAAAGAUGCCCCUGCCCGCAAGAAAGUGAAGGAUGUAGCUGCAGUGGUGACCGAAGAGGUACGGGAGCAGCUUCUAGAAGCUUCCACUGCUACCAAGAAAGCCUUCAGCACCUACCGGCGGGAGGCGGAAGCGGACGAGCACCUGAGCUCGGGCGAAGGGCAGGCCAGCACGGGCGACAAGGGCCAAGACGACGGCGAAAUGAGUGUCAUCAUCACUAUUAUGCAGCCAAUCCUGCGUCUGAUGCAACUACUGUGCGAGAACCACAAUCGAGAACUGCAGAACUUCCUGCGUUGUCAGAACAAUAAGAACAACUAUAACCUGGUAUGCGAGACGCUGCAGUUUCUGGACUGCAUCUGUGGCAGCACCACUGGAGGCUUGGGUCUACUGGGCCUCUACAUUAACGAGAAGAACGUGGCGCUCAUCAACCAAACUGUUGAGAGCCUCACGGAGUAUUGUCAAGGGCCUUGCCACGAGAACCAGAACUGCAUUGCCACCCAUGAAUGUAAUGGCAUAGACAUCAUCAUAGCGCUGAUACUGAAUGAUAUUAACCCGCUGGGGAAGAAAAGGAUGGACCUGGUGUUGGAGCUGAAGAAUAAUGCAUCUAAACUGCUGCUGGCUAUCAUGGAAAGUCGUCACGACAGCGAAAAUGCUGAGAGAAUCCUCUAUAACAUGAGACCCAAAGAGCUGGUGGAGGUCAUUAAGAAGGCCUACAUGCAAGGAGAGAUUGAAGUGGAGCAGCCGGAGGAAGACAAAGAGGGUGAGGAAGAGCACGCUGCCUCUCCCCGAAAUGUCGGCCAUAACAUCUACAUCCUGGCACAUCAGCUGGCCAGACACAACAAAGAGCUGCAGGCCAUGCUGAAACCGGGAGGUACCUACGGUGAAGGGGAUGAGGCCUUGGAGUUCUACGCCAAACACACGGCUCAAAUCGAGAUUGUGCGGCUGGAUCGCACCAUGGAGCAGAUCGUCUUUCCGGUGCCAAACAUCUGCGAGUUCCUCACCCAGGAAUCCAAGCUGCGAGUGUACUACACGACAGAACGCGACGAACAAGGGAGCAAGAUAAACGAUUUUUUCCUGCGUUCCGAGGACCUUUUCAACGAGAUGAACUGGCAGAAGAAGCUGAGAGCCCAGCCUAUCCUGUACUGGUGCUCUCGUAACAUGUCCUUCUGGAGCAGUAUUUCCUUCAACCUGGCUGUGCUCAUGAACCUGCUAGUCGCCUUCUUCUACCCUCUAGAAGGGGUCCGUGGAGGGACCUUGGAGCCGCAUCUCUCUGCCUUAUUAUGGGCAGCAAUGCUGGUUUCCCUCGCCAUCGUCAUCGUGCUACCGCAACCGCAUGGGAUUCGAGCUCUCAUCGCUUCAACCAUCCUGCGUCUCAUCUUCUCCGUGGGCCUGGAACCUACGCUGUUCCUGCUGGGAGCCUUUAACGUCUGCAAUAAAGUGAUAUUCUUGAUGAGUUUUGUCGGCAACCGAGGAACUUUUACGAGAGGCUACAAGGCCAUGAUCAUGGAUGUUGAAUUCCUCUAUCAUCUACUUUACCUGAUCAUCUGCACCCUUGGGGUUUUCGUCCAUGUCUUCUUCUACAGCCUGCUGCUUUUUGACCUGAUUUAUCGAGAGGAGACGCUGCUGAAUGUGAUUAAAAGCGUGACCAGAAAUGGUCGCUCCAUUGUUUUGACCGCCGUGCUGGCACUCAUUUUGGUCUACCUCUUCUCUAUUGUCGGCUACAUCUUCUUCAAGGAUGACUUCAUCCUGGCUGUGGACAGAAUACCCAAUAAAACUUCUCCACCAGAGAGUUCAGGCAGUGUGAUGGGUGAGUUCCUGGCGGGUGGGGUGUGUCGAAAGGACGCCACGGAGAACUGCUCCGGCGAGGCGGUGACGGAUGCCGUUGCUACGCAGCCGUCAGCGGUGGUCAUCGAGGACAAGGAGCGGACAUGUGACUCCUUACUAAUGUGUAUUGUCACUGUGUUGAGUCACGGGCUGCGGAGCGGUGGAGGAGUGGGAGACGUCCUUCGCAAGCCCUCCAAGGAGGAGCCUCUGUUUGCUGCUAGAGUUAUCUACGACCUGCUCUUCUUCUUCAUGGUCAUCAUUAUCGUCCUCAAUCUGAUCUUUGGUGUCAUCAUUGAUACCUUUGCUGACCUGAGGAGUGAAAAACAGAAGAAAGAGGAGGUCCUAAAAACCACCUGCUUCAUCUGUGGUUUGGAGAGGGACAAAUUCGACAAUAAAACGGUAACGUUCGAAGAGCACAUUAAGGUGGAACACAACAUGUGGCAUUACCUUUUCUUUAUCGUGCUGGUGAAAGUGAAGGAUUCGACCGAAUACACAGGACCCGAGAGCUACGUUGCAGAAAUGAUCAGGGAACACAACUUGGACUGGUUUCCACGGAUGCGGGCGAUGUCUUUAGUGAGCAGUGAUGCAGAGGGGGAACAGAAUGAGAUAAGAAACCUGCAGGAGAAACUGGAGUCCACCAUGAAACUGGUGUCCAACCUCUCAGGCCAGUUGACCGAGUUGAAGGAACAGAUGACGGAGCAGAGGAAACAGAAACAGAGGAUUGGACUCCUGGGACAUCCACAGCAUAUGAAUGUCAACCCUCAGCAGCCUGCCUGAGCCACACCCACCCGCUUCGUAUUCAUCUGUGGAUGAAAUCCAGCACAACUGUCAUCUUUACAUAGAGCUCCCACAUACUAACAACAGAAUGUGUAGCGUACCAAUAGAAAUACUAAUCGCCACUUCCUGUCAUGUAUGAAGUAUAG